Cyclopterus lumpus (lumpfish) is the source of this 2624-nucleotide messenger RNA. It is a transcript of the gene ankef1a, whose product is annotated as ankyrin repeat and EF-hand domain containing 1a. NCBI's taxonomy places the organism in Eukaryota, Metazoa, Chordata, Actinopteri, Perciformes, Cyclopteridae. Gene Ontology annotation, molecular function: calcium ion binding; protein binding. The record is from RefSeq and is a predicted model, not a curated record.
GAGAGAGAGAUAUAUUGUUUUUUAAACCAGCCCCUCCGACCCCAUGACGAGUGGCAGAGUAGCGGAGGGCCGCUUGCAGGUCCUUCAGAUCUACCGACUACUGCAGUGCGUCCAUGAGGGGGACAAGGAGCACAUCGAGAAGAUGGUGAACCUCGGGGUGGAAAACCUCAUCAACCUCACGGAGCCGCGGGGCACGGGGGUGCUUCACGUGGCAGCGUCAGUCAACAAUCAGGACUUGGUCAGCUUCCUUCUCUCCUUGGGAGCUCACCCCAACAUCCAGGACAAGAAGGGCCACACCCCGGCCAUGCUAGCUGCUGAGCUGGGCAAUUAUAUCAUAAUGUCACUGCUGGCCCAGAACAAUGCUGAUAUGAGACUCCAAGACACUGACGGCAAAGGCGUGCUAUUCUACUGCAUCUACCCCACCAAGCCCCACACCCGCUGCCUGCAGGUGGCUCUGAAGUGCCAGGCGGACGUCAACAAUGUGUCAGCGGAGGGGACUCAUGUUUUCCAGCUGAUGUGUGAAAAAGCCAAGGAGUGCGGCCCCUUGUGUCUCAUCAUGCUGUGUGCAGGGGCAGACCCCAAUGCAACAAAUCAGAAAACCGGCGUCACCUCGUUGAUGGAGGCAGCAAAGAGGGGCUCCUUGGAGCUCGUUAAAGCCAUCCUCAGGAGAGGGGGAAAACCCAACGCCCUGGAUCUAAAACGCCUCACAGCAGUGCACUAUGCAGCUAUGGGGGGCUUUUUUGAGUUGAUUCAGGUGCUGUCCGCAUACAUGGCAGACAUGGGUGUGAUCAACCUCGAGGGCUGCACAGCCCUCCACUACGCCGCCGCCACGGGCAAUGCUAACUGCUGCAAGUUCCUGGCACAGAGAGGUUGUAACCCCAAACUGAAGAACCAAGAAGGUUUGCUGCCACGCCUGAUUGCCAAAGAGGCUGGUCACAAAGCAGCAGCCAAGGAGCUGAGGAAAGCCGAGCGGCAACAUGGGAAAGCCAACAAAUCCAACAACGUGGACCUCACAUCAGAUCUUUGGGGCCUGACCCUCCACGACUGGUCUCACGAGUACGAGGCUGAACUACGGCAAGCCUUUGGGAACAACUCGGAAACAGUUAGCCCCGGGAUGUUCAUCUCAGUGUUGGAAGACCUAAAAGCUCCAGUUGAGCUAGAUCAGCUCAACACGGUAAUCUCAGCCCACGACAAGGGAGGACAGGGCUGCGUCAACAUUAAUGAUUUCAUCAAAGGUGCCAAGUACAUCAAGAAACCAUUCCUCCUCUCCUCUUACAUGCCAAAAAAGAAAAAGGGAGAAAAGAAAGGGAAAGGAGCCAAGAAGAAGGGUAAAUUUGUCCUCCCCCUGCCCAUUUGCACCCUUCCCCCGGAGCUCAUGCCCCGGCGACCGGACGGAGGCCCGCCCCACUUCAUGAUUAAGACUUACUACAACUGCUCAGACGUCCAUCGAUUCGACCGCGAUCAUCAGCCAGAACAUCCCUUAAUGAAUGACUCUGAAUGGUAUGUGGAAAAGCCAAAGAAGGUCUACGUCAACAUCAACUACUGUGUGAAAAGUAGAGACCUGGAGUCUCUGGACCUUGCUCUCAAUCAGCAGGUUCCUGUGGAUGUCCAAGACCAGUUCUACAAGACCCCGCUCAUGGUGGCCUGCUCCAGUGGCGACUACGAGGUGGCUCAGUACCUUCUCAGUCGGGGGGCGGACGUGAAUGUGUGCGACCAGUUCUUCUGGACGCCCCUCCACCACGCGGCUCACGCUGGCCAAGUGGAGCUCGUUGAACUUCUGGUGGAGGCCGGGGCCUCCGUAGACGCCCGGGCCCUCGGUGGAGGCACGCCCCUCAUGAGGGCCAUCGAGAGCUCUCGACCCUCCUGUGUGGACUUCCUCAUCAAGGCCGGCGCCAGUGUCAUUGCAGAGAACAAGAAAGAACAAAACUGCCUCGACAUCGCCAGAGCUUUUGCAGACUCCAGGAUAAUUGACUUGGUCAAAGACAAGAUGGACUCUCUGUCCAAAGCAAAGGAGACGGCAAAGGGAAAGGGGGGCAAAGCUCAAAAGCCUAAACCUGCUCAGGCAAAGGGCGUCACUGCCGACACUUCAGCAGACACAUCGACAGCAGCAGCGGGGAAGACUCCUCCCCCGAGGGGCUCCAAGGGCGUCGUCCUGCAAAACACCCGCAUCACGACGGGGAAAACCAACACUGUGGAUAUCACCUUUGUGCCAAAAACGGUUUGGGGGCAGCCGCCCACCACCAGCCAGCUGAUGUCAAAGAUAGAGAGACGGAAGGAGCUCUUGUCCCUGGAGUUGGACUUUGACGACUUCAUGAUGCCUUUCAGCCAGAACGUGUCGAGGACGGAGCCGGCGAAGAGCACGGGCUAGACCGAAAAGAGACACCGGUAACAGUUACAGACGAUGGAUCUAUUUAUCGUUAUAUUCAUCAGUGGGACAUCAUGUGACUAAACGUCUUCAGUAUCGGAGCAAUGUCAAUACACAGUCAGAAGUGGUUUGGACAGUGCAUGUCAAAUGUCAGCACAUUAAUCUGUUUUUAUUAACAAUCGCACAAUAAAAUUCAUGCAAAUAAUGUGGAUGGGAAAACUGGCCUCAAAAUAAAGACAAUACACCAUCUAGUACUGUA